AUGGUCGAUGGAGAGACCUUGAAAUAUACCACAGGACCACCGGUUGAAAUUGAUAAGGCCACAAACCGACGCCUUUUUUGGAAGAUCAACCGCCGAAUCCUGGUUAUCCAGCUGGUCACAUAUUUCUGUCAAUCACUUGACAAAGGGACUUUGAAUUUCGCGUCUAUCAUGGGUAUCAAAAAGGACGCACAUCUGGUAGGACAGGAGUACCAAUGGCUCGGCACAAUCUUAUACAUCGGUAUUCUUUGUGGAGAAUGGCCUCAGAACUAUCUGCUCCAAAGACUUCCCCUGGCUAAGAUGUUGUCCGUAAACGUCUUCAUAUGGGGCGCUGUUGUCGCUUGCUCGGCUGCAUGUUCCAAUUUUGCAUCCCUCAUGGCGGUCCGAUUCUUGUUGGGUUUCUUCGAGAGUUGCAUCCAGCCGGCCAUGAUGCUAUUAACGUCAAUGUGGUACACUCGGGAGGAGCAAUCACUGCUAAAUUCUCUCUGGUACUGUAUGUCUGGGGUACAGCUGAUGGUUGGUGGACUCUUAGCUUUUGGCGUAUCACACUUUACCGAUGGACCGAUCAAGAACUGGCAACUUCUAUUCCUCGUACUGGGUCUUGCGACUUGUGUCUGGUCCUUUGCCAUUGGGUAUCUUCUUCCCGACAGUCCAAUGGCAGCUAAAUGCUAUUCGGAAGAUGAGAAGCGCUUGUUCAUUGAGCGUGUCCGGCACAACGAGACCGGUAUCAAGAACAAAGAGUACAAGAAGUAUCAGGUCAAGGAAGCCUUCACCGAUCCCUUUGUGUGGUGUUGUGUCGCGCUCAUCACAGUCGCAAACCUCAUUAUUGGUGGCCUUGGCGUAUUUUCAAACCUGAUCAUCCGCCAGUUUGGGUUUUCUCUAUUGCAAACCCAGCUCCUGAACAUCGCACAGGGAGCAUGGUUGAUUAUCGUGAUGAUAGGAUCUGCACAAGCUUGUCAACACUCGGGGCAAAACUGUCUGAUGAUGAUUCUCUGGACCCUGCCUGCAAUUGCCGGGACGAUAGUGAUCCUUAUCGUCAAGCCGAACCCAAAGAACUCUGGUGGCAUGCUCAUCGCUUUCUACUGCACACAGUUCUUUUGCGCGCAGGGCAAUAUGAUUAUCUCGCUCAUAACACGAAACAUCGCCGGACAGACCAAGAAAGGCAUGACUAUGACCCUAGUUUUCAUUGGGUGGUCUGUCGGCAAUCUCAUUGCGCCCCAGAUCUUCCAAGAGAAGGACGCACCGAGGUAUCUCCCUGGGUUUCUAGUACACAUUGGAAUUUAUGGGGUGUAUAUCGGGCUAGUCAUUGCCACACGCUUCGUCUUGAUGGCGAGGAAUCGUCGUAAGGAAAGUGUUGUGAGCGAAAUUUCCCACGAGCUUGCUUUUGAGGAUCUGACGGACACGGAAAACCCCAAUUUCCGUUACGUUUAUUAGGCUAGAAGCCUGAGAGAACACUGGUGAGGGGAAGUGGACGCUUGGUAGUGAGUGUGGUAGAGGAAG
Paraphaeosphaeria sporulosa is the source of this 1497-nucleotide messenger RNA. Its product is annotated as MFS general substrate transporter. Gene Ontology annotation, cellular component: membrane. Gene Ontology annotation, biological process: transmembrane transport. The record is from RefSeq and is a predicted model, not a curated record. Lineage: Eukaryota; Fungi; Ascomycota; Dothideomycetes; Pleosporales; Didymosphaeriaceae. Gene Ontology annotation, molecular function: transmembrane transporter activity. The transcript has 5 exons. The coding region runs from base 1 to 1431 and encodes 476 amino acids.